AUGUUGUGUAAAGAUGGAUACUGUAACAAUGUUGAAGAAAAAAAACAAGCCAUCACAAUUGGUAUUUAUAUAUUCACAUUUGCAUUUGUAAUGCCUCUUGGAAUAUCCUUUACAUUGACCAGUUUUGUUACCAUGGACAAAACACUCGCGACUGCUUUCCCAUUAAUAGCCAUCCCGCAAAGCUUUAUGGUAUUCAUCAGCAUAUCAGUCAUACUAAUAGAGAUUAAAAUCCAAAACACCAAUGUCAACUGUCUAGCAUUAUCAUAUGAGAUGUUUACCUAUGUUAUUAUUCUCCCCGUGAUAACACUUAUUUUUGCAAUAUUGCAGGUUAAACAUAGUAAUAAGAGUAUGCUGACACUACUAUGGAUCCUUCUAUCCAUAGGUGCACUUUUGGUUGUUAUCUUCUAUGUAAUGAGGCCAACAAUAAUAUGGUAUCUGGGCCAGAUAAAUGGAAAUCCGAUCGACAAACUUUUAUUUGUCUAUACCAUUCGGUGUGUCCUCUUCGCUUUAAUUUUACAGUGA
Vicia faba (fava bean) is the source of this 522-nucleotide messenger RNA. The record is from the annotation of a GenBank genome assembly. NCBI's taxonomy places the organism in Eukaryota, Viridiplantae, Streptophyta, Magnoliopsida, Fabales, Fabaceae.